Molecule: messenger RNA, 5344 nt
Organism: Vollenhovia emeryi
Lineage: Eukaryota; Metazoa; Arthropoda; Insecta; Hymenoptera; Formicidae
Product: WD repeat-containing protein 47
Exons: 11
Coding region: 102-2963 (953 amino acids)
Molecular function (GO): protein binding
Source: RefSeq, a predicted model, not a curated record
GUGCGCCGCGAGCGGCCUCCGCGGAGCGUGUAACGUGUGUGUGUGGCGCGCGCGAUCUUGACGUUUUUCGCCUCGAUCAGCGGUUGCGUAUUCGGUACGUGAUGCCGGCGGCGCACCUGACGCUGCGCGAGGAGGACGUGGUGCGACUGACUUUGGAGUUCCUUCACAGUCGCGACCUUCACAUCUCGCAGCUCUCGCUCGAGCGUGAGACCGGCGUAAUAAACGGCCAGUACAGCGACGACGUUCUCUUCCUGCGCCAGCUGAUCCUCGACGGACAAUGGGACGACGUGCUCGAGUUCAUUCAGCCGCUAGAAGCGCUGUCGGAUUUCGAUAUGAGGAGAUUUACGUACUCGAUCCUGCGACACAAGUAUGUCGAGCUGCUGUGCAUUAAGUCCGAGGCGAACGUUAUCGCCACCGGGACGAACGGCAGCGUUGACAACGCCGUGGAGGAGGUUGUCAAGGUGUUGAGCGACCUCGAGAAAGUCGCACCAUCCAAAGAGGAAUACAGCAGCCUGUGUCUGUUGCUUACUCUGCCGCGGCUGACGGAUCACCUGCAGUACAAGGACUGGAAUCCCAGUAACGCGAGGGUGCAAUGUUUCCGCGAGGUUCACCCUUUAGUAGAGAAGUUCCUGCCGGGCGACAGAAAGAGCGCUGAUCCCGCGCAUCCGACUACCUCAGCGAAAAACGAUCGGCUUAUUCAGCUCGUCAUCAAGGGCAUCCUGUACGAAUCCUGCGUUCAUUAUUGCCAAGCGAAAGCUACCGGGUCGAAAGAGAGCGAACAGGUAGAGAUGAGUUUUUCGAGGCUACUAGAUGGAUCCGUGGGCUUCAGCGAUUCGGACUUGAGUUUGCUCUCAUGGCUUCAAAGUAUACCCCCCGAGACGUUCGCCGUACCCUUCGCACAAAGAACCCUGAACGUCGACGUGGAGCGCUUGGAAAGGCCCUCCUUGGAGACCUCGUGGACGGAGCACAUGCUGAUAACGCCGAUCAAGCCGAAGACUUUCCCGCACAGCGCCAUGCCGUUCACCAGGCCGAGAUCCGCUGCGGACAUGAUGUCUCGUAGCUUAGUGCCGGCACUGGAGGCUGGUCUUGGACCCAGAAGUCCCAAGAACACAUCCAUCCCGUCGGCGGCGCUUAUGGCGCUGUCCGUCGGCGACGUAAAUCCGAUGUCCAGGUCAUCAUUCGCUAGCUUCCAUUUGACCGGUUCCAAGAACAACAAGUUGAUGAACACUAGCGUCGACAGGCUCUUCGAAAACGAGGGUGAUGUCUUCCUUAGCUCAAAUUACGCCGAGUUUCAACAGUUACCCUCGAUACAGGAGACUACAAUGAAUGCUCAACCUAAGGCUCCGCCGCGGACUCGAGGACACUCCAAAAGCCCCGACGGCGUGGAAGUGGACCCUUCAGCGACAUCCACGCCAGAACGCAGAGCGGCUGGAAGGGAAUCGCCGGCGCCUUCGACCGCCAGGAGUUCCAGAAGGGACUCCUUGACGGAGAAGCCCACGGGAGUCGCAGCCAAAAUUACAGACCCAUCCGUGAUACCGAUUAGAGCGAUGGCUCCUAGCGACAACUUCGAACAAAGUUACAACGGUGGCCUAUUUAAAGAAUACCAGAAACAGAAGCAGAGACUGCAGGAGACCAUCCAACUGAAGGAGAGGGAGAGGGAGGAGUUAGUCAGGCAGCUAACUGCGCCGUUACCCAUGCAAUUAGCAGUAGCAGAUAACAGGCUCCAGGCAGAAGGAAUAAAGCAGCCUUUGGGGAGCAAAGGACCUUCGCCCGUUCACACGAGUGCACCUGUCCGGUCUGGAAUCCAGUCGCCGAAGCCUACGAUCAAUGGAUCGGAUCCAGUCGCAAGGCAAAACUCGGUGCUGAGUGGCAUUUACGAUUCAAAGGUGUCGGAGGAACAUUACGACGUCAUCAAGCAGGAGCCGAGACCGGAACUCGACGCCAGCAAUGGCAGCAGCAACGGUGGCGGCAGGCCGCGCUUCGUUCCCGUCACCGCUCUGGAGGACGUCCAGGCGAUACGCUGCGCCGAAUUUCACCCCCACGGCAAACUGUACGCCGUGGGAUCGAACUCGAAGACGCUGCGGAUAUGCGCCUACCCGAAGCUGCACGAUGUCAGAGAGGACCAUCAGACGUACCAGCCCACCGUUCUCUUCAAGAGAACGAAGCAUCACAAGGGCUCCAUAUACUGCCUCGCGUGGACACCGAACGGACGGUUGAUCGCGACCGGAAGCAACGAUAAGACCGUGAAGUUAAUGCGCUUUAACGCUGAUACGUCGAAUCUUGAAGGACAAGAGGUCGAGUUGACCAUGCACGAUGGUACGGUGCGCGACUUGUGCUUCCUCGAGGACACGACAAACAAGUCGAGCCUUCUGAUCAGCGGUGGUGCUGGCGACUGCAAGAUUUACGUUACCGAUUGCACGACCAGUACGCCUUUCCAGGCCUUGAGCGGCCACAGCGGCCACGUGCUGACGCUUUACAACUGGGGCGGAGCGAUGUUCGUCAGCGGAUCGCAGGAUAAAACAGUCAGGUUCUGGGAUCUGAGGACGAGAAGCUGCGUCAACAUGGUCACACCUGCGACGGUACCUGGCAGCCGGGUCGGCAGUCCCGUAGCUGCGCUGUGCGUAGAUCCGUCUGGCCGAUUGUUGGUGUCCGGCCACGAGGACAGCAGCUGCGUUCUCUUUGACAUUCGCGGCGGCAGAACGGUGCAGUGUUUCAAACCUCACGCGGCAGAUAUCAGGAGCAUACGAUUCUCACCGUCGGCGUAUUACUUAUUGACGGCGGGAUACGACAACAAAUUGGUACUCACAGAUUUACAAGGUGAUCUUACAAUGCCUCUACCUAGCGUCGUAGUCGCUCAACAUCAGGACAAAGUCAUCUCCGGACGUUGGCAUCCGACGGAGUUCUCGUUUCUCAGUACUUCCGCUGACAAAACUGCUACGCUGUGGGCCUUACCGCCUGUUUAAAGGCCCGACAUGAUAACGCACCGUUAUUUAUUUACCUGUUCUUUUAAGAACAUUUUACCAUAAUAAUUCAACAUUGACAGUGUUAUUUAAAUUUGUUUUUUUUACAUUGACUCCUAAAGGUUCAUACUUUGACUUUGAUUCUUAAGUAAUCCCGUAAACAUUAUAUAAUCGCAAAAAGUAAAAUUUCGAGCUGUAUUAAUGUUUUAACAUAUUUACAUGGAGUUUAAUUAUAUCUUAAAUGACCAGUUAAAACUUUAAUUUAUACGAUUGCGUCAUUAAUUCAGCGCAAUAUAUUGAUACGAAAGUAAAGCAUUUAAAACAUAACACGCUUUGAAGACUCGGGUUAAAAGGGAAUAAAGAACGCGUAAAUCACGCGAUAUAUAAGGCGAGGAGCAUCCGUGAAAUUGUUUUUAGCUAUAAAUUUUUAAUAUCGGGAGUUUACAAGACUGCAGAUGAAUAAUCCCUCGCUCCCGAUGCUGUUUUACAACUACGCGAAAUUGGAUCAUACAGGUACAUCAUUUUCAAUAUCUUCUUUUUGCACAACAUGAGGACAGGUUUUCAGAUUUCAGAUAUUUUUUUUGCAGAAAACAAUGCACGCGUACUUAUAUUAGAACCGCGAUAUAUUUCCUUCCCCGGUCUUUUUUCUUAAUCUAAUUUCGUUAAUCAGAGAUGCUGUAUUGUAGAUACGUUGAGCUACGUUAAGAAAAUGUUAGUAAUACGGUCUUCACGCUCCUGUACAAAGGACGUUUUAAUUUCUAGUUCCAAACGCUCUCUUACUUUCGCUCAUUACCGUGUCGGUGCAACGUUUCACAACGUCUAAAUAUUUGUCUUACUUACUUUAUUCUUCAUUUAUUGCAAAACUCGUUGCCACAAUUGUUGCAAUUUGCGCGCGCGUUUAAUUUACAUAGAUGCUCAUACUUCCAUCUCCAUGUUAUCAACUCACAAGCCAAAUAUACACACGCGUUCUAGUACAUAGUAUAUAUAUAUAUCUGUAUUUGCGAAACAAAUUAUAUACGUACGCUCAUACAUAAUCGCUAUUUUUUACGGACUAAAAUAAUAUAGAUCGCGAGAGUUUAUCCGAGCGUCAAGCAAUUAAGCGAUUCGUCGCGACAUGUGACUAAGUUUACGCAAUUCGCGCAAAGAAGUAUUCUUUAGUAAGAGUCGUGAGAACUAACAAUUAGAUUUAAGUUGCUUGUUGCAAUCGCCAAAGCUCACAGUAGCAGCGAUAUGGAAAGAGAGAGAGAGAGAGAAAAGUACGCAUCACUUUGUGCUGUCGAAAGCAAUUUUCUCGUCGAUUGUACUCGAUUCGAUGGUUGAACAUGGGACGAAGAUUUUGUAAAUACACGUUCAUCAGCAACUGAACUCGGCGACUCUUUAAAUUAAUCAUUAAUCUGUCGAGUGACGGUGCAAUCAUAUCAUUAUUUUAUUCUAUUUCGACGUCAAUGUUAAGAGCGAGUUUUACUUUGUCCUAUUAGCAUAUAUUUUCGGCGUACGGACAAAUCGUAUUUUAAGAUCGCGAAUAUAUUGAAGAAGAAUGGGAAAGAAAUAGUAAAGAAAUAUAAGAGAUUAGCAGAAUAAAGGGAAAACGGGUGAAUAAUAGGAAGGUUAAAAGUUAACCGCUCGCUACGUAGAUUCGUGAUCCUUCACGUUCAAUCAUUCACAAGAUGACAUGGACAAAUAUUUACUAAUGUUAAUUAUUUCCUGGUAAGGAAAAAAUAUUUUGAUAAAAUCAAUUGUUUCGAACACUCCAUUUGUUUCUUAAUAAUUAUUUUAUAUCGCUCUGUGCGAUUUUUGAAAAUGAUUUUGGUGGAAAUUUAAAAGUUUAAGAAUAUAGAUAAUUGAGAUAAAAUCCGAGUUGUAAAAUAUGUUUGCAUGAAAAUAUGAUUUUUAAUGACUGUGUAUUUCGUACCUCGUUAUCCAACAACUUUUUCUGCUUUGCGCAUUUUGUAAUGAUUGACAAAGAUCAGAAUGGCAGUGGCGAGCAAACGGAAUGGGACGGAAGCGAUUAUUUGUUAAUAGCAACUCAAUGCAAGUUCAUCUGCUUCCAUGUAGCAAUUUAUCGUGCCUUCUGUCGUGGCUGCUUUUGGCGAUUUACAUUUACUUUUGUACUUUUUGUGAGCUGUUAUUCUUCCUCCCCGCCCCUUCCCCUCCGCCUCCUCACGUUCCUCAUCCCACAACAGUAAUAUACCUCCCUAUCUCACAAUAUUUUCGAACGAGUUCGUAAAUGUCUAAAAUAAAAAUCUCAUUAUCGUACUCGAGUAUUACCACAUAACGCACUAUAUAUACAUAUGACAUAACUUAUAACUUUGUACUUUUCUUGUAGAUACGAUAUAAUAUGUCACACGUCUAAUUUAAACAAUAAAAUUUACGUUAUUAAAGUG